Messenger RNA from Alnus glutinosa, 675 nucleotides. RefSeq names its product LRR receptor-like serine/threonine-protein kinase EFR. The coding region runs from base 1 to 675 and encodes 224 amino acids. Gene Ontology annotation, molecular function: protein binding. Lineage: Eukaryota; Viridiplantae; Streptophyta; Magnoliopsida; Fagales; Betulaceae. The transcript has a single exon. The record is from RefSeq and is a predicted model, not a curated record.
AUGGUUGUUCAUAUUAUGACAGGUGCAAUACCAAGUGAAAUUGGUAAUCUACAAAACCUUGAGAUAUUUGCUAUUGAUGGCAACAAGUUUACUGGUCCAAUUCCAUUUGAGAUCUUUAAUAGCUCAACACUUCAAAAAGCUUAUAUGUAUUACAAUAACCUCUUAGGCCAUCUUCCAUCAAAUCUAGGCCUAUUUCUACCAAAUCUUCAGCAUCUUGUUCUUGAAGAAAACAAUCUGAGUGGAACAAUACCCAAUUCCAUCUCCAAUGCUUCACAACUCACUAAACUAGAUAUUGACGACAAUUCAUUCUCGGGCAUAAUUCCUAAAUCACUUGGUAAUUUAAGGCUCCUCCAGGUGCUCAACCUAGCAGGAAAUAAUUUGACCAUUGAAUCUUCUACUCCAGAAUUCAGCUUUUUCUCUUCCUUGUUAAAUUUGGCAUAUCUAAGACUUUUAGUUUUGUCAGAUAAUCCUCUGAAUGACAUCCUUCCUAGUUCCAUUGGAAAUCUCUCCACUUCUCUUGAAACACUUUACAUUGAUAAUUGCAAUAUCAAGGGAAGCAUUCCUAGAGAUAUAGGCAAUUUAAGCAAAUUGAUGGCUUUGUCCCUAAUUGUAAAUGAAUUAGCUGGACCUAUUCCAACUACAGUGAGAAGAUUGUACAAGCUUCAAAUUUUAUAA